GCGAUCCCCAGCCAACCAUCCGUUGCGUCUACGUCAACAGGCAAAACACCUCCCUGGCAGUGGCCUUCUCUCAUCCUGUGGCGGUGGCUCCGGCCUCACAUGACCUCAUCGUGUUCGGCGACGAGUCUCCGCUGGUGGUGCGUUGGCGCACGCCGGAGGGGAAGAAUAAACCCGGAUAUAUGUGGCUGUGUGACCUGCCAACCUCUGCCCUCAACGACCACUGGCCUCAACACACCUUCCGUGUCCUCUGGGCCGAAGGACACGUGCAAAAGGAAUGCGUCCUCUUCAAAGGCCACAAGGACUGCUGGAACCAAGAUUCGGUGACGGACGAACAGGUGUUCCGGUGCGAACUCUCCAUUGAGAAGUCCACAGUGCUGCAGUCGGAACUCGAAUCCUGCAAGGAGCUUCAAGCCUUGGAGCCAGAGAACAAGUGGUGUCUCCUAACCAUCAUUCUCCUCAUGAGGGCUUUGGAUCCCUUGGUUUACGAGCAGGAGACCCUCCGCUACUUCUCUGCUUUGAAGGCUGCCGAUCCCAUGCGAUCCUCGUACCUCAACGACCUCUGGAGCAAGUUCCUGAUUGAGAACAGCGUCCUCAAGAUGGAGUACGCCGAUUCGAGGGUGGUGGAUCUCGCCCACAAGGGCCUGACCAGCCUCUGCCACCUGGAACACCUGUUGCUGGUCACACACCUGAAUCUCUCUGAUAACCUCCUCUCUGCCUUCCCCUCCACAGUGGCCAUGAUGCGCUGCCUUGAGGUAAUGGAGGCCGACGACAACCAGAUUGAGAGCCUCGAAGGGCUGCCCCCUCUGCCUUCUCUGGAGGAACUCUCUCUCCGUAACAACCGCAUCCAGCGAGCCUCCGCCCUCCGCAGCCUGGCCGCCUUCCCCGCCUUGGCUCAGCUCAGCCUGCAAGGAAACCCCCUGUGUCAAACCCCCGGCAUCCAAUCGGAGUUGGCCACGCUGCUCCCCAACAUCGCCACUAUCCUCACUUGAUUUCCUGGGAGGGGGAGACAGCGCCAGGGACCCUUAAUUUAUUGCCAAUUAAAAACAUCC
Messenger RNA from Thamnophis sirtalis, 1049 nucleotides. The record is from RefSeq and is a predicted model, not a curated record. NCBI's taxonomy places the organism in Eukaryota, Metazoa, Chordata, Lepidosauria, Squamata, Natricidae.